Molecule: messenger RNA, 1380 nt
Organism: Macrobrachium nipponense
Lineage: Eukaryota; Metazoa; Arthropoda; Malacostraca; Decapoda; Palaemonidae
Exons: 6
Coding region: 1-1380 (459 amino acids)
Source: RefSeq, a predicted model, not a curated record
AUGUACAACAUUGGGCGAAAUAUGUCCAGGAGUACGAGAUAUUUUGAUAGGGUUGCUAGGAAUCAUAGUGAUAGGAAGAAACCCAAAACAAAGAUGACCACCAGAGUAGAUGAGAAAGAAAGAGAAAAAAUUUAUAAGUGUCAAGACCUGAAAACAGAAAUACCAAAAACUACUGUGUUUCGUUUGAAAGAGCAGCUUGUACGUGAGGGUAAAAUGCCAGCCUCCUGCAUUACCAGAAUCUUCCGUUCUAAGAGACCCAGUGAGGGCUCUCUCCAGCAAGCUGUUGUAGCAUGUAAAGAAGGUCUAUCCCUGGCACAAGCAUCAGAAAAAUUGCAGGUGGCAAAAACAACAGUGUGGCGUCGACUGCAAAGGUUAAAAGAUCAAGAUUCUACUGCCAGUGCUACUGGGGAAGCCAAAGGAUAUAAAGUAAAAAAGGACAUUAAAAUUGAGGUGCCAGAUCAGUCAGAUUUAGAUUAUGAUAAUUACUGUUGUUAUGGACUAACAGAAACAUUAGCCAAAAAAAAUCAAAUAUCCAAAAGAAAGUCAGUGGAUGUUACUACUUUGGAAUCUGAUGCCAUUAAUUCCAGUGAUAGUCAGACUGUGGUAUUAGAAAGUGAAGGAAGUUUCCUUGCAAAUGAAGGGUCAGUCAUCCGCACACGCUCCCCUUUAGCAAUUAAGGAAGAAAGUCUUAAUGAGGAAGAUACUGCUACAGUGGUCACUUCUGAAAAUUCCGGAAAUGCACAUUUUCAAUUAGAGAUGCCUCUGGUAAACUUUACUGGUGGUGGCUACCAAGUGGUAGGAAGUGAAAUAGUUAUUGGUGGCCAACACAUGGUUGUCUUAGACUCAACUGGAUCCUCACAACACUCGCAUUCAAAUGCUGAUGGUCACAUUGUAGUCACACCAUUCACAGAGAUGGGUACAGUGCUUGGUAUUUCUUCUGAUUUGCAGAAAAAGAGCACUCAAGAUCUUUUGACCCAAUCAUCUAGGAGACCUAGGGAUUUGGCCCCUCUUGCUUCUAGGAUGGUCUCUCCCUUGCAGAUGCGUCCCUUUUGUGGCAGCAUGCAGAGAUUUUUCUCUAGAUCCCGUGCUAGUGGCCGAUUUGUAUCAUGGGCCAUCAAGAAAUCCUCAACUAGAAGUGGAAGGAGAAAGGGGGCCAGAACCCUGGAUAGUAAAUUAACAGAGAACGUGUGGUGCCCAAUGCAUCAAGGGGCUGGGGGCCCCACACUGGAUGUCAGCAUCCUGAAAGUCUUCGUUCAGAAGACAAAAUUCUGUAUGGAGAUAAACCAGACCAUCCAGAGAGGCUGGAUGACAUCAUUAGAUGUACAGGACGCUUACUUCCACGUUCCGAUACACCCAGCCCAGACUCAAGAAAAUACCUAA